GGACAAGCUCACCGCGCUUGUGGCGGUGUGGGAGGCGCGUACGCCGCUCUACUAGGACACCUUCAGACUCCCUGGGUUUCCUAUCAGCAUCUAUUUACUUCAUUCCUACUAGAGCGACCACGAGCUAUGGCCAAGAAGGGUGCAGCAGCAGAGAAGAAACCGGCGGACAACAAGAAGGGCAGUAAAGGCGCAUCGAAGGGCUCGGAGGAUGCAGACGACAAGGGCAAGGGAAAGGGCGGCUUGAAGCCCGCGACCGCCGUCAACGUGCGGCACAUCCUCUGCGAGAAGCACUCCAAAGCGUCGGAGGCACUGCAGAAGAUCCAGGAGGGCCAGCGAUUCGACAAGGUCGCGCAAGAAUACUCCGAGGACAAGGCGAAAGCUGGUGGCAGUCUCGGCUGGAUGACGAGGGGAUCCAUGGUGGGCUCGUUCCAGGACGCGGCCUUCGCAUUGCAGCCGUCCACGGUCGACAAACCGCUCCUCUCGCCGCUCGUGAAGACGAACUUCGGUUACCACAUCAUCAUGGUGGAGGGGCGCCGAUAGCGUUCAGCCGCAUCCCCCGGAAAUCCCGCAAUGAAGCCUUCGGAGUCGACAACAACGGAACAUGUAUUAUGUACUAUCUCGCCAUGUAGAAUACGAACACAACAGUGCAGAACAAGGGGGUGCAUAUACGCUACCAG
Messenger RNA from Fomitopsis serialis, 677 nucleotides. RefSeq lists its product as uncharacterized. The coding region runs from base 127 to 540 and encodes 137 amino acids. The record is from RefSeq and is a predicted model, not a curated record. Gene Ontology annotation, molecular function: DNA binding; peptidyl-prolyl cis-trans isomerase activity. NCBI's taxonomy places the organism in Eukaryota, Fungi, Basidiomycota, Agaricomycetes, Polyporales, Fomitopsidaceae. The transcript has 5 exons. Gene Ontology annotation, biological process: rRNA processing.